Messenger RNA from Symsagittifera roscoffensis, 1416 nucleotides. RefSeq names its product N-lysine methyltransferase SMYD2-like. The transcript is spliced from 2 exons. NCBI's taxonomy places the organism in Eukaryota, Metazoa, Xenacoelomorpha, Acoela, Convolutidae. Gene Ontology annotation, molecular function: protein binding. Gene Ontology annotation, cellular component: nucleus. The record is from RefSeq and is a predicted model, not a curated record. The coding region runs from base 3 to 1301 and encodes 432 amino acids.
UUAUGAUGAACCAGAAACAGUUAUCGGCUCCACGAAAUUUCAAGUUUGGCGAAGAACUUAAAUGUUGUCAGCCAUGUGCUGCCGUGCUCUUGGCGAAUUGCCUUUCUCUUUACUGUUCAGGGUGUUUGAACCGCUUGAAAGUCUCUAAGAGAUGUUCUGGCUGUCGCGUUGCCCAUUAUUGUGGUACACAAUGCCAAAAAGACGACUGGACUCUACACAAAAAUGAGUGCCAGUAUUUGCCGAAAACUGCUUCGUUUCCGAAGAUUCGUCUCAUUAGUAGAUGUAUUACGACUCUAAUUACAACAAAAUUUGUGAAAUCUGAAUUUGUUAAUCUCUGUUGUCACCUCUCCGAUAUGACAGAGAACGAUAAACUGGAUUAUAUGAGCGUUGUUGAGAUUCUGACCCUUGUGCACGGUGAAAACAGUCUGAAGUUGGUUUUUAAAACUUCAAAGUGUUUAUUGGAAAUGAUAAAUCAAGUAGGCGUGAAUGCUAUUACAGUGGUAACUGAGACAAAUGAUCCAAUCGGGCAUGCCUUAUAUCCAGAAGCGGCUUCAAUCAACCAUUCUUGUGAACCCAAUGCUUUCUUUGCCUUCAGAGGAAAACUGUUGCAGAUCAGAACUCUGAAGCCAAUCGAAAUCGGAGAAGAAGUUUUUGUGUCAUACACUGAUCAACUAUUCUUCAAGCAUGAACGACAAGAUUCGUUGAAAAAACAGUACUUUUUCACGUGUCAAUGCACCGAAUGUACAAGUGAAGUGCGCGAACAAAAAUUCAGAGAAGUCAAGUGUCAAAAUAGUAAAAAUUGUGCUGCAAUUAUUGACUCGAACUUAAUUAAAUGUCCUGAUUGCGGUUCGAAUGUUGAAACGUUAGAUUUUCCAGAUGCGACUUCGUGUAAAGAUAUUAAAAAACUUUUGUCGAAACUGGCAUGUUUAGAAAAUGUUUACCCUGAUACGAAUUUAAAGAUGCACAAUUUGCUUCUGAAAUGUGAAGAGUAUUUAUACGAAAAAUCGUUCAAAGAAGUUUUGCCCAUAGAAUUGCGACUGUUGAAAAAUUUGGAAUGUUUCUUUCCGGGUCAUCAUCCUAUCAAAAGUUUGCAGUGCUUUCGAGUUGCUAAGGUUUUUUCUUGUCUAGAGCAACUGGACAAAUCCGUCGAGUAUUUUGAGAAGGCUUUGAAGCUCAUAGCUAUAACACACGGUACGGACUCUGACUUUUAUUCAUCAGUUUUGGAAGAGUAUCAUGUUGAUAAAAGAGAUUUAUUGUUUCUGAAAGAGAACUCAAAGAAAUAUUUGCAGAAAAAGAAAUGAGACUGAAAUAUGAUCAGAAGCGUAUUAAAUGCGAUAUAUGAUUCGAUAUAAACAUUGUGGAUCUAUUUGAAACUUUUCUUAUUUUGUAUAAUAUAUUAACUGAUUGAAAUUGACU